Rotaria sp. Silwood2 is the source of this 1737-nucleotide messenger RNA. The record is from the annotation of a GenBank genome assembly. NCBI's taxonomy places the organism in Eukaryota, Metazoa, Rotifera, Eurotatoria, Philodinida, Philodinidae.
GUGUCAGACGUCACAUGUCGUCCAGGUCAUUUUGUGAGCAUGUAUUGUGAACGAAAGUAUAUAAAGUGACGUAAAUAAAACUAGAUGAAUUAAAUAAAAAUGUUUAUCGUGAAAGACUAGCUUUUCUACAAUUAUCACACAAUGUGGCAAGGAUGGUAUAAUCUUCGAAAAUUAUCAUUUUGGAAUGAAACGAAUAAAUAAGAAUGGAACUCAAGUAUGGAUUUGUAUACAUUAAUUGUUCAAUGCUUCAAUCAAUAUACCUGGAAGUUCAAUUGUAAAAGCCUGUCUCUCCCUGGAUCCGCUUUGCGAACAUUUUCCACUUGGCGGUCAUUUUUGUCUCUCUCCCCCCGAUUCUGCUUUGCGGACAUUUUUCCUUGAUUGGUCGAAAAAAGUGUCCGCAAUCAAGCUGUAGCCCCUUAUCCGACCGUAUAUCAAUAACGUCUCGUUCUAAUCUAAUAUAUGAAUUACUUCCUUGUUUCAUUUUUGAAGAAGCACGUCUUUAAAUAGAAUAAAAUAAUCUUCCUGUAGAUUAGUAAGAGCAGUUACGUCGUCUUUUAUAUUGAAAUUCCACAAGAAAUUGCGUUAAUAGUUUUUAUAAGAAUGAGAAUUGAAAUAUAAUAUAUUAUUAUUAUUCUAGAGUAAAAUUUUAUCAAAUUUAUGUGGUAGAAUUUCUCGUCCAAGUAAUCUUCCAUCAAUUAAUUUAAAUUUAAAUGAUAAUAUUGGUUGAUAAACAAUAACUUCACCAUCACAUUUUUUUUAUUCAAUUAACUAAGAAAAAUAAUUUCGAACAAAUUCAUCAUAGUAUUAAUGAAAUAUAUCUUGAACGUAUAUCAUGUGAUUAUAUAGUAUGUUUAAAUAAUUUUUUAUUAAAUACAUUUGGUGUUGUACGAAAUAAUUGUGAUCAACGUUUUUAUCGUGUAUAAAUUAUAAAUCAUGACUAUGCAUGUAAAACACUACUUGUAGUUUAUUAUGAUUUUGUUGAAAAUAUGUAACAAUACCAAAAUCAUCAACAUAUGAACUUAUACCUGAAUAUCAAAUAUAUCCAUCACAACUUGUAAAAUGUUCAUUAGAUUUAAUUCAUUCAAUUAAUGAAGAUUGGUCACCUGAAGCUAUUAAUCUAAUGCAUCGUUUUAUUGAUUGAAAACGUUUUAAAACAUUUCGAUUUUAUUCAUUGAAUACAUCAAUACAAAUAAUAAAGUAUAUAAAUCAUUUCUUUCAAUAAAAAGACAAAAAACAAACAACAAAUUUUUUUUUUCUCUUAUUUUAAAGAGUUGGUGAUUCACAAUUACCUAUCAUAUUAUAUAAUAUGAAUACAUCAAUUAAUUCAAUCAAUGAACAAUAAUUUAAAAACAAAAAAAAAUUGCAAUACCUGAUUGAAAUUAUAUGGAAUAUAUAUGUAUUGCUAAUGAUGCAAUGAAUUAUUUAAAUGGUUAAAAAAAUCAACGUAUUAAACAAUAUAUUGAAUCUCAAAGAAAUUAUACUCAACAACAAACUGAUAAAAUAUAAACAAUAUCAUCAGUUUUUAUUGAAAGAAAUUCAAUUGAUGUUCGAUAUGAACAACCACAAAAACAACCAAUAAAUAAUCUAAUUAUUAAUACAUCAAAUAUUGAACCACUUUCUCUACCUGAAUAUGAAGAAAAUUUACCAUAUUGUCCACCUGUUAUCGAACCUGAACUACGACAUAAGUAUGCUGUUGAAGUAACACAUAUGAAAUCAGCAGGUGAAUUUUAUAUUUAA